CUGCUAGUUGACAGUCGCUCGUUUCUAGAAUACAAUACCAGUCACAUCCAACAGGCGAUUAAUGUGUGUGGCUCUAAACUGGUCAAACGAAGACUACAACAAGGCAAGGUGCGUGUAAAAGACCUGCUAACCCAGACUUGUCAGAUUGAUAUAGAUGAUUCGUGGGAUAUUAUAGUCUACGACCAGUGUACGGAAGAUCCGUCAUAUUUUACCGAUGAUAACUUUGUUUAUAUUUUACUCUAUAAAUUAACACAAGUCUUUACCUGUGUCACAUUCCUUAAAGGUGGCCUGUUAGGUCUACAAGCAAUGUACCCAUCAUUGAUAGAAAAUAAAGAUACAACUGGCUAUAAGUGUACACCAUUGACCUCACUCUCACAACCUUGUAUGCCAGUUAGUAAUGUCGGACCAACACGAAUUCUACCUUUUUUAUACCUCGGAUCACAGAGAGAUGCUUUAUCAAAAGAGAUAGCACAGAUAAAUGGUAUAACUUAUGUAUUAAAUGUAAGUUUAACAUGCCCGAAACCUGCCUAUAUACAAGAUGCCCAUUUUAAACGAAUACCAAUUAAUGAUAAUUAUAGUGAAAGGAUGGUACCAUUCUUUAAAGAAGCAUUCCAAUUCUUAGAUAUGGUGCGUGAAUCUAAUGGUUGUGUUUUAGUACAUUGUCUAGCUGGAAUAUCACGAUCACCAACUCUAGCUAUAGCUUAUGUCAUGAGACAUCUUAAAAUGAUGUCAGAAGAUGCUUACAGAUAUGUAAAGGACAAAAGACCAACCAUUUCACCAAAUUUUAAUUUUCUGGGACAACUACUUGAUUAUGAGAAAAAGUUA
Lottia gigantea (owl limpet) is the source of this 825-nucleotide messenger RNA. RefSeq lists its product as hypothetical. The annotation marks the transcript as partial. Gene Ontology annotation, biological process: negative regulation of MAPK cascade; protein dephosphorylation. The transcript has 6 exons. NCBI's taxonomy places the organism in Eukaryota, Metazoa, Mollusca, Gastropoda, Lottiidae. Gene Ontology annotation, molecular function: MAP kinase tyrosine/serine/threonine phosphatase activity; protein tyrosine/threonine phosphatase activity. The record is from RefSeq and is a predicted model, not a curated record. Gene Ontology annotation, cellular component: cytoplasm.